This is a messenger RNA of Periconia digitata, 1175 nucleotides long. The record is from the annotation of a GenBank genome assembly. Lineage: Eukaryota; Fungi; Ascomycota; Dothideomycetes; Pleosporales; Periconiaceae.
GUAAGUCUGCAUCACCAACUCAUCAUAUACCAUAUCGUCAGCUUGCCAAACAUCCCCUUUGGCCAAUCAAAAUGUCUGCCCUUUUCCCUAAAUCCGCUUCCAAAACAAUGGUAUCGCUUGCUGAGGUGCGGUCUCAUAACUCAACCCUCAAAAAUCUGGCACCCGGCCUUGUAGCAGUAUUCGUGGGCGGUACAAGUGGCAUCUCUCUCUACACGGCCCAAGAAUUCGCGCGCAACACCACAUCUCCACACAUCUACCUUAUCGGCCGAAACGAAACCGAAGCCGAACGCAUACAAAAAGAGCUCAAAACCAUUAAUUCAUCUUCCACCAUCGACUUCAUCAAAAAGGACGUCUCGCUGCUUAGAAAAGUAGACGAGGCAUGCAAGGAGAUCAAAGAAAAGGAGAAGAAGAUCAACCUACUCUUCAUGACCAUUGGCGCAAUGACCUUCAAAGGAAGAACCGAGACGGAAGAGGGCCUGGACAGGAAAUUCGCUCUGCAUUACUACGCCCGCAUGCGCUUCAUACAAAAUCUCGCCCCUCUCCUUACAGCUGCGGCAACGGACGCCGACCCCAAAGCAAGCCUCUCCCGCGUCGUCUCUGUUUACGACCCGUUCAUCGGCAAGGACAAGCAACCAAACUUUGACGAUCUCUCCCUUAAGAACAACUUCUCUCUGGGAACCUGUGCUGCGCACGCCAGUGCCAUGCAGAAUUUCGCUCUAGAGCGUUUCGCGCGAUUAUACCCGCAAACUUCGUUCAUCCAUGAGCAACCCGGGGCCGUAGAAACCGGCCUGGCGAAAUCUUGGGCCCUAAAGCCCUUGUAUUUUUUGCUGCGACCGCUUAUGGUGGGGAAGAAGGAGAGCGGAGAACGGCAUUUGUUCGCCUCUACGGCUCCGCGAUACGCACCGCGGUCAAAGGCCGAGGAGAAGGGGGUGGUGGUGGGAGCUGAUGGCGUGCAAGGAAGUGGGCACUACCAUUUGAGCUAUAGCGGAGAGGCUGAUGGCGAAAGCAAGAUCUCUGCUGAAUUGAGAAAAGACCGUGCCGAGGAGAAGAUCUGGAAUCACACAGAGGAAGUAUAUAAGAAAGUGUGUGAUGAGAAUGGGAAAUACUAAUUUUUGAGCCGUGGUAGGUGUACCAAGUUGAUCGGGAAAACUCUCCCAUGUCCUUUUAGAUACCAU